Molecule: messenger RNA, 264 nt
Organism: Gongylonema pulchrum
Lineage: Eukaryota; Metazoa; Nematoda; Chromadorea; Rhabditida; Gongylonematidae
Source: the annotation of a GenBank genome assembly
AUGAGCAAAAAAAAAGCAGAAUGGUCAGCUCCCGGUUAUCGAGUGAGCGAUUUUGAGGAUGGCAAAUUGGUGAAUGCUGAAAUGAAGCGUCUGAAUCCGAAAUUCCAAUUCAAUGCGCUUAACGUGGAUAAAUUAGAGGAAGCCGAACAAUUAAGUCAUAAUGGACUUAAUCAAGGGUGGAAACAUCCUGAAAACAGAGGUGCUUUCUUAGCCAGUAAAAGAAUGAAGCGUUUGGAAGAUUUUUUAGCAGUAGACAUUGAUUGA